Nicotiana attenuata is the source of this 2430-nucleotide messenger RNA. RefSeq lists its product as uncharacterized. Lineage: Eukaryota; Viridiplantae; Streptophyta; Magnoliopsida; Solanales; Solanaceae. The transcript has 12 exons. Bases 304 to 2163 code for a protein of 619 amino acids. The record is from RefSeq and is a predicted model, not a curated record.
GUGUGUGUGUGUGUGUGACUGACCGUUUUGUGAAAUCUUCAGAGAAUCGGGUAAUCAGAAGCGAAAGCUUCGGUUUUUCCGUUUGUUAAGCAGAAAUAUUCUCAGCUCUAAAAUCGUUACUAUUUUAGUUAAUCAAAAUUUCUUCUUCUUUUUCCUUUCCUGUUCAGUUAUGUGAAUUGCAACAUAUUAUAAGCUGGAUUUUUCAUCAUUCUCUGGAAAUGAGUUCAGAUUGUAAGGAAGAAAAUGUCAUAAUAGCAGAAUAAACUGAAGAAAAAAGGUGAAAAUUGACAAGUCUAAUCCAGUAUGAACAGCGCUGGAAUGAGUUGUUUAAGGUCCGAUGGUGAUAAUGAGAUUCAUUCUAGUGCUGCUGUUAGGAAGCGGUUUAGAUUUCCUAAAAAGUUUUUCGACGAGUGUAAUGGAGUGGAUCAUGCUUCUGUUCCUCGGAAACUUCGUUCAGCUAUCAAGAAGAGAAGUCGCCAGUCCAUCACUCCGCCUUUGCCAGUUUCAAAAAAGCUGAAUUACAUGUUAGAUGGAGCUGAAACACUAAGGAAAGACGUCAACAAAUCUAAGCUCAAAUUGUAUUUAAUGCAGACUCGUCGUGGCUCAAAUGGGUGUGUAACGGAGCUUGAAGGGCCAAUCACCAAAGAUGAAGAAGAAGUGGCUGAAACCUUAUAUGCUUUGGCUGGUAUGAUACCAGACACUGUCACCUCGAGCGCAAGCAAAUUAAAUAGUCAACUGUCAGAAAUGAAAUCUGCGUUAAAAGAAGCUGAGGCUUCUAUGAUUGCAAAUGGAGUUGUGAAGGAAGAGCAGGAGAUAAGGACAACCAGCUCCCAAUUCAAUGAUGAAGUUUCUAAGCAGUUUCCUGAGGUGGCUGUUUCAGCUGGAGAAGCUGCCAAAUUAAAAUCAUCUGAGGAUGCUUCCCAGUGUGAUACAUCGAUCAGCACAGAGCAACUUGAAAUUUCAUUGCAACCAAUUGUUGCCUGUGGAUUUCAAGCCAACCAACUGAACAUGCUUAAGGAGAAGAGGAAUAAUGGUUCAUUGUUGCGUCCAGGCUUGUCUGCAGGAGGGUCCUCUUGUUCCGACAAACUUGGUUUUUCAAAACAGUAUCCAAUUGCCAAAUUUCCUGCGUGGUUUGGAAGUACUGGUGCUGAUGCUCAAGCUCAAAAUGCAGAGUUUUCUCUCCCAACCGUGAAGGAUUCCCAAGUUCCACUUGAUUUGAGAAAAUCAUUUAAGAGGUGUGCUGCUCAUGUUUAUAUAAGUCGGCUGAUAAAAGUCUUACAGACUUCUGCAAGAGAAGACAUCGUCUCCUCGCAUCCUCCUCAGUUGUCAUCCCACGAUGGAUCAAAGCAAGGGACUCGCCUAAUUCAGAACAGCCUAACUGGAAAGGUAAAUGAGAUGCAUGGCAUUGAUUCUACCGGCAGUGUUGCCUGCACUACUACUGAGAAGAAUCAAACUGAAGUUAGAAAUGCAAUCCUUUUGCACCAAAGACUCCUUCAAGAGCAGCAACAAGCUUCUACAUCAUCUGGGGUCAAUUCUUUAGUAAAGCAGAACAUAGAUUUCCUGUCAUUGUCAGCUGGAAGUUACGUGAUGAAAGGUGCUAACGGUGCUAAUAUUGCUGGUCAUAAUCUUGAAGCGCCCCUAACCUCACAAAACCAUCCAGCCAUGCAUUUCUUGCUGCCCCAGAAUGGUUAUUCAUCUACAUCUUUCCGUUUCCAUCCUGCAACAGCAUCAGCUCAGCAGGUUCUGCUGCCUCCAUAUCUUGGAGGUGCAUCGACCCGUCCUUCAUUUGCAGCUGAUAUGACCUUACAAAGCCAAACAUUGCAGCAGAAUGAACUACGCAACGCUCAUUUCACUGAUCAGUACAAGUUUGGAGUCUCUACCUCACAAAUGCGAGACUGGCAAAAUGCAGGGCGACAAAUGCCUAUCUUUGGACCUUCUCAAGCUCAAUUUGCAGCUUCUUCCUCCUCCAUGGAACCUCUUUCUUCCAAGCUUGCUCCAGUUUUUCUGAAUGAGCAGGAGCUUAUGUCCAUUUCUUCGUCACGAGCUACUUCAAGGAACAGAGGACCAUAUUACCUUUUCCCUUCUGGCUACGAGGGAAAUGGACAUGGACUCUACCCCAAUAAGGUGCCUUCAUUGCAGCUGCUGUGCAAUGGUCAUCUUUAAGAUUGAGAGGGAGGGUACAAUAUUAGCAAUAUCAAGAUUAUAUCAGGCCUCUUCCAAAUCAUAAUUGAUUUAUUCUUUUCUUUGCUUAUGCAUAAGAGUAAGUGUUCAUUCUGUUAAUGAAAAUAUCGAAAGGAGAAACGACAAGAAGUGAGAAUAUAGUAGAUUGUGUCCCUUUGUUGGAUGAUGUAGUCUAGUACAAUUUCAUAUAUUAAAGGCUUACAUAUUAUGUUUAACUUUCAAUUAAUUAUAGAGUAACAUUUUCAGAGA